Messenger RNA from Gadus chalcogrammus (walleye pollock), 961 nucleotides. RefSeq names its product intraflagellar transport 20 homolog (Chlamydomonas) (gene ift20). The transcript is spliced from 5 exons. Gene Ontology annotation, cellular component: Golgi apparatus; centrosome; intraciliary transport particle B. The record is from RefSeq and is a predicted model, not a curated record. Bases 188 to 586 code for a protein of 132 amino acids. Gene Ontology annotation, biological process: protein localization to cilium; centrosome localization; intraciliary transport. NCBI's taxonomy places the organism in Eukaryota, Metazoa, Chordata, Actinopteri, Gadiformes, Gadidae.
GAGAAGUCCGGUCCGUCGCUAGAGAUGCCACAUAUACGCCAAACAAAGUGACUUGUGUUUGUAACGCCAUUAAAAGGUAAGUCGGCUGUUCCUUCGCUCGGCCCAACGUUACAAACAGACCGAUAAGCCGGCUCAGUCCGCCACUUCACUGGGGUCCGCUGACGUUUACAGCUAAAGUCCUGCAGUCAUGGCCAACGACCCCCUGGCAGAGGCUGGCUUUCAUUUUGAUGACCUCAACAAGCUGAGGGUCCUGGACCCUGAGGUGGGCCAGAAGACGUCCGAACUCAAGGAAGAGUGCAAAGAGUUUGUGGACAAAAUUGGCCAAUUUCAAAAGAUAGUUGGAGGUCUCAUAGAGUUGGUAGACGAAUUGGCCAAAGAAGCCGAAACGGAAAAGAUGAAGGCUAUCGGAGCAAGGAACUUGUUGAAGUCGGUUGCGAAACAAAGAGAUGCUCAACAGCAACAGCUCCAGGCUCUCAUAGCAGAGAAGACGAUGCAGCUUGAAAGAUACCGAAUUGAGUAUGAGGCGCUGUCUAAAGUUGAGGCGGAGCAGAAUGAAUUCAUCGAUCAAUUCAUUCUCCAGAAAUGAGCACAAAGGACGAAGGUAUCCGGAGAAAUCGUCUGUUUGUGUGUAUUGUGUGUUCCAGAGUGCCUGUCCUUUUGUUGGUUGGUUUUCUAUCAGCGAUAGAUUUCGUAGAGCAGCAAACAAUGACAUCAUUCUUAUUGUAAGGCAAUCCAAGAGCUUGUGCUACAGCCAAGAACAUAUUUACACCACAUUUAUGCGAUUAUAUCAACUGAAGGACAUCUGCUGAACUAUGCCCACAAAGGGGAAUAUGUUUGACUUUUCCAAUUAAAAAAUAAACUAUUUAUCAGGUACUUUUGAAAUCGAACCAUUAUCAUUUCACCAUGUCGUACAAGCAAAAGAUGAUGCUAUUUAUAUACAAAGAAACAUAUUUAUACUAUU